AAUGGGAACAAAUCUCAGCAUUCCGAAAACUGAAAAGUUUUCUGAAGAUGGUGAAAAUGACCGUCUUAGAUAUGGCUUAUCAUCUAUGCAAGGUUGGCGUGCAACAAUGGAAGAUGCACAUGCUGCACAUCUUGAUCUGGAUGCGUCCACUUCGUAUUUUGGUGUUUAUGAUGGUCAUGGAGGUAAGGUGGUUGCCAAGUUUUGUGCCAAGUAUCUUCACCAACAGGUGCUCAAGAGUGAAGCAUACAUAGCUGGAGAUGUAGGAACCGCCCUUCAGAAAACAUUUUUCAGAAUGGAUGAGAUGAUGCGCGGUCAAAGGGGAUGGAGGGAAUUAUCAGCCUUGGGUGAUAAGAUAAACAAGUUUAAUGGGAGGAUAGAAGGAUUGAUUUGGUCUCCACGUAGCUGUGAUGGUAAAGACCAAGGUGAUGAUUGGGCCUUUGAGGAGGGGCCUCAUUCUGACUAUGCUGGACCAACUUCAGGAAGCACUGCCUGUGUUGCAAUUAUUAGAAACAAUCAACUUUUUGUUGCAAAUGCUGGUGAUUCACGUUGUGUAAUAUCUAGGAAGGGUCAGGCAUACAAUUUGUCUAGAGACCACAAACCUGAUCUUGAGAUUGAGAAGGAAAGAAUCUUAAAGGCUGGUGGUUUUAUUCAUGCAGGACGAGUUAAUGGGAGUCUAAAUCUUGCAAGAGCUAUAGGUGACAUGGAAUUUAAGCAGAAUAGAUUUCUUCCUGCUGAAAAACAAAUUGUGACCGCUAAUCCAGAUAUAAACACUGUUGACCUUUGUGAUGAAGAUGAAUUUAUAGUACUAGCUUGUGAUGGCAUAUGGGAUUGCCUGUCAAGCCAACAAUUGGUAGAUUUUGUACGUCAACAACUGCUCUUGGAAACAAAACUUUCUGCGGUUUGUGAAAGAGUAUUAGAUCGGUGUUUGUCACCAUCAAUUGCUGUUGGUGAGGGAUGUGAUAACAUGACCAUGAUCUUGGUGCUGUUCAAGAAACCGGCUCAGUCCAGUGCUCCAGCACAAGAACAAUUCUCUUCAAAUGAACAAGCUGCAUCUGAACCAAGACUUUGAGAGAAAUGGAAGUUAAUAGGUUUUGAAGAGAAAUGGAUCUUUUCAUCUGAUUUAACAUAUCAAGUCAUGUGAGAGGAUUUUAAGAGUUUAUAGACAAAUUAACAGUAAUUAGAGAUGAGAGACAAAAGGUGUUGGUAAAAAAAUUUCCUCACAUGAUUGUGUUAAAUCAUACAUGAGAGGAUUCAUUCCAACAACAUAGAAUAUAGUGUGGACCACUGCUUAGAAUAUGUGUGUAUGGUUGUUUUCACUUUCAACUAGCCUUUUAUAAAGCCAUUAUUCUCCCCCAGAGUAUGUUAUGCUUGUUCAAUAAGCGGCUCCAAAUGUCAGUCUUUGUAGUUAUUAGUAACAAUCUGGGGGCAUUCUGUGAUGGUUAGCUAGUUGCUAUUUGUUAAUUGCAGGGAUUUUGGCCCCAACAUAGGAUAUUUGUAUAUAUGAUAUAUAUCUCAUUAA
Molecule: messenger RNA, 1519 nt
Organism: Gastrolobium bilobum
Lineage: Eukaryota; Viridiplantae; Streptophyta; Magnoliopsida; Fabales; Fabaceae
Product: probable protein phosphatase 2C 60
Exons: 10
Coding region: 2-1069 (355 amino acids)
Biological process (GO): protein dephosphorylation
Molecular function (GO): protein serine/threonine phosphatase activity; cation binding
Source: RefSeq, a predicted model, not a curated record